ACAUAAUACACGGCGUAUGCGCUGUGCGUAGUUGACUGUAGUGCAGUGUGCAUGCAUGCGGCCCAAAAUUAGUGGGCUCCAAAACCUCGAGAAAAAAAAACGAUGUAUUUCCCCAAAAUUUCACCGCAGGCCAGCCCAACUAACGUCAGAAUGGACUGAAACGGAAUGUUAUAAACUACACAACGGAAGGGACUCGUUCCGCAAGGAACCCGACAUUUUCCAAUUUUGGGGAAUAUUUCUAAGCCGUUGACGAGGUCGUGAGAGGACGGAGUAAGUGCGGUGGGUGAAAAAUAUAAUGAUGGCGACUCCACAGAAGAAGAGCAUGCAAACGCUCGGUGGUAAACCGGGCGGUGCGGCCCAGGCCCCGCCGGCUGCCAAGCCCGCUAGCCCGGCCCUGCCUGAACUGGACCUAUCACAUCUGUCGGAGGAAGAAAGGCGGCAAAUUCAGGCGGUGCUGGACAGGCAAAAGCAGGAAGAGGAAAAAGAGGCCAAACUCAUAAGAGCCUUGAAGGACGACCUUGACCGAGUCCAGCAGACCACCCAGGCCGUGGCCACAGAGACCAAAGCCAAGGGUACCCCAGCCCAGAAUGGCGCCGUCUGCCAGAUCUGCCACAAGACCAAAUUUGCCGACGGCGUGGGCCACUCCUGCAGCUACUGUAACCUCAAGUCCUGCGCGCGCUGCGGCGGCCGGGUCACGCUACGCUCCAACAAGCCGCCCGAAAAAACACCAUCUUCGGUCCGACCAAAGGUUUUAUGGGUGUGUAAGCUAUGUCGCAAGAAACAGGAAUUUCUCACCAAAACUGGACAAUGGUACCACGGCCGGCAGGGCAAACCGCAAAGCCUAGACAUCACCAAUGCCGCACAGACGCCAGACGGGGGCAGCAAACCGCAAACGCCGCAGUCGGCCAAAGACGGACAACAGCCGCAGCAGCAAAUCAUCAAGCCCCAAACGGAACAAAUUCUUCACAGUGCUAAGCCAAGUAAUAACAACAAUAAGGAGAACCUGGGUGCCGUGCAGCCGGCCCGGCCGCGCUCUACGACGCCGCACAGCCAACUCACCCGCCAGCUGUCCAAGAACGAGGAGUCCGAGUCGCCGCAUCCCCAGACCAACUCUAAACCCGUGCACCGGACUCACAGUCGAGAGCCCGGGAAGAGGUCGGGCCACGACGAGCGGACGCACAAUGUGCGGAACGAUCCCAACUAUGAUCCCUCAAGCGACGGGCAUUUCCAGGAUCGCCGGCGGGAGUCGCGGUACUCCAUGCGGGAUAGGACGCCAGAUCGGGACCGCUCCACCAGCAGCGAGCGCACGACGAUGACGGAGCGUCACGGGCGGGACCCGGCAAAAUACGCUGGGCGGGAACGCGAGCGCGAACACUUCCCGGAGCAGGAUCCCAGGAGGUUUAAGAACCAAGAUCACGUACGGGAUCAUGGGAGGUACCCCGACCACGAACGAGAAAGAGACCGUGACAGAUUCAGCCAUGGAUACGAAAGUCCUGACAGGCAUGGAUAUGCGGAGGAGAGGUAUUAUGCAGGAGAUCACGAGCGAGGACGCAAUUACAUGAAGGAACCAUUAGUGCGUCAGGUGAGUGGUAGAACUCUGGAUCGUCAGCGGAGGAUGUACGGGGACGACCCGCCAUCACCACAGUACCCGCACGAACGUUACGUGGAGCACGCUGGAUCGGAUCGCGAACGCAGGGACAUCGAUCAAAGGGAAAUUGACCGCAGGGAAGUGGACCACCGGGAGAUUUCAGACCGGCGGGAGAUGGAUCGCAGGGACGUGCCUGAACGCCGGGAAGGUGUCGGCGCCCAGAUGGAGCCCCGUGAGUUUGAGCGCCAUCCGAGUGAGCGUCGUGUAUCUCGAGCCCGGCGCGAGCGGGACCGCAGCCCCGGCGAUUCCAAGCGGACCUCGCCGAGGAACGAGGAGCGUUACAGUGAGGAGUACCGGCGCGGUGUGCCCACGCAAUACCCCCAGGAGCCCCUGCCGACCAAACGGCCCGGCAGCUCGCCGCGACACAGCAUCACCGUCGAGGACGUGGAUGCGCAGCGGGAGCGACUCCUCCUAGCCGAAUCUUAUGGUGCUGCCGGUCGCCUGCCGGAGUUGGGCCAGAAACAACACCUGGACCCCAGCUCGGCGGCAACCAAGACCAACAAGCAAGAAGCGUUGACCAGGAACAAUAAGGCCGAUUCCAUGAUCAGGGCCGACUCGCUGAGCUCGGACCAGAGCGAAUGCGUCCGGCCUCCGCCGCCGAAGCCCCACAAGACCAAGGGAUCACGGAAGCGGAGGCAGUUCUCCCUGAGUAGCUCUGAGGAGGAAAUCCGGUCGACCCCGGAGUACACCAGCUGCGAAGAGGGAGAGAUAGAAAGUGAAAGUGUCAGCGAGAGAGGUUCGGGUGAACUUGAGAUUGGGACCAGUGGGGGUAACAGCAGCAAGGAUAAGAGCAUGCAUGGCAGCCGGGCCCUCGAGCGCGGGGACCCCGCCGAGCACCACCACUCGGAAUCGGAGCUCGCGAUCUCGGCCGCCAAAAAGAAAAUUGUUCGCUUUGGCCGGGGGGAGGGCCGGUCCAUGGAGGAAGAUCCCGAAUGGUCCGAGCCGCAAAUUAAGGAUUCGGGGGUGGAUACCGGUAGCAGUACGACCUUAAACGAGGAGCAUAGUCUGGCUUCCAAGCACCCGGUCACGUGGACACCCGUCCUUGAUAACAACCGGCUGAUUGGUCACAUGAUCCUGAAGAAGAGCCAGGGGGACAACGCGGCCCCGCAGGACUCCAGCGCCAUCUUGGGGUUGAAGGUCAAGGGCGGCAAGCUGAAGGAGGCGGGCAAGCUGGGGGCGUUCAUCUCGCGGGUCAAGCGGGGGAGUAUCGCCGACACGGUCGGUCAACUCCGCGCAGGGGAUGAGGUUUUGUCGUGGAACGGCCACAACCUUCAAGGCAAAGAUGUUAACGAGGUUUACACCGUCAUCUUUGAGUCGAAGAGCGAGCCGCAGGUUGAGCUGUAUGUAGCCAGGCCAAUGGGUGAAAUGGACCAGACGACGAGAGAGAAGAUUGCCCAGCAGUUCCGCUCCCACCGGCCGGACUCCAUCACCAAACGCUCCAGUCAAAGCUCCAGCGGUUACGAGUCCACCACCAAGCACAAGGAGGAAGAGGAGAUCCCACCGCAGGUCCGGCACAAGCGGCCGUCGGUCACCAUCACCUCGCCUGGAAGCCCCGGCAUGACCAGACGGAACGGCUCGCCCUUAGUGCACGGAGAGCUCCAGAUGAAGCUGUGGUACGACAACACCAACUACCAGAUCGGAGUGACGAUACUCAGCAUCCAGGGCCUGCAGCCGAGAGAAAAGACAGGCGAUCUGCGCAACCCUUACAUCAAGAUGUAUCUACUUCCAGAUAGGAGUGAUGAUAGUAAAAGACGUACGAAGACCCUCCACAAAACCCUGAAUCCCAAAUGGAACCAGACCUUCCUGUACGGCCCCUUCAAGAGGUCGGAGUUCAAGGGUCACACCCUGGAGGUCACCGUCUGGGACUUUGAACACUAUGGUGCUAAAGAGUUCAUGGGCGAGGUCAUGGUGAACCUUGAGGCCGCGCCCCUCGAUGACGAGCCCCACAUGUACUCGCUGCGCAGCCACAACAAGCAGGUGCCUCUACCGCUGGCCUCACCGGUGCCCGCCCGGCACCAGAUGAAGCACAUGCAGCGCAACAGCAGCGGGGAGACAGGGAGCCGGGAGCAGCUCUCGUCGCCACCGUCCGGAGGGCAGAUCACCGACAGCGAAUUCUCGGACUGGGACGACGGCAUUGGCGUAGUCACGGGUUCAUCGGUCGUUGGUGUAGGGGAUGGCGCCAGUGUCUCCUCCUUAGGUAGCAGCUGCAGUCCACCCCCGGCCAGCGAAGACGACAGGCCCCUGAACGACCAGGACUACCCCAGGUCCCCUACCGCCCAGAGGCGGUCAGGAAUCGUUGUACCACCCCAGCAAGAAGAGCUUUCUUCCCACACACGAGAGCGUCGCGGCUCCGCUACCACCCUAGCUGUACCAGAGAGGGCGUCCCGGAGCCGGCCCCGAAGCCCCUCGCCGACGCGACGGGAACGCAUGAGCACCGAGCCCGCAGACAUGUACAGCAAGCACCAAGACGCGCCGUCACAGUUUGCGCGCUACAGAGACGACACCGAUGGCCAGAGCAGGCAGUCACCGACAGCACGGACUCCAAGAGAUCGGGAGCGGAAGGGACGGGACCACGAUCGGGACCCGAGGAGUAGAGACUUGAGAGAACGAGACUUGCGGGAUCAAGAUCCCAGGGAGCAUGACCCCAGAGACCGGGAUCUCCGAGACCGUGACUUGCGGGACCACGACCCCAGGAAUCACGAACCGAGGGAUCGGGACCAGCGGGAGUUCAGAGACCCCCCUCCGCGCGACUUGGACUUGAGGAACAAUCACAGUCGCGGCCGGCGGGAGCCGCACGAACAGGAGCUUCUGGACCGCGAGAUGCGUGACCCGCGUGAGCUCCGCGAUUCACGCGACCCCAGGGAACGGACCCACCGUGCCCUCUCCCCGCCUGCAGGGUACGAUUACGACCGGAUGGGCGGCCGGCGAUCGCGUUCCCCGAGCCGACGUGCAGACCUACAGCACGGGGAUCCCCAUCGCCGAACGCAAUCAGAAAACCGGGGAGAGAUGGACUUCGAAAGGCAGUACCGGUCGCACACCCGUGGUGCCAUGACAUCCAACAUUGACACUUCCAGCCUGCCCAACUCUCCAGUCCAUGGCGGUAGAGGGAGCCCCGUAUCGACGCCUUCCACGCCGCGCAAGCAUAGGCAGCUGCCUCAGGUCCCUGCCCAUCUCAAAUCGGAUAAAGGAACAGCAGAAAUCGAGGAGCGAGCCCGGCAGAUGAAAAUGAAAAUGAAGAUCAACCAGUACAAGCAGGCGGCCACGGCCAACACGCUGUCCCCGCAUGGCACGGCCGCAUCCUCGUCCUCGGGCGGCACGCCCAUCCUGGAUGCCCCGCCCAGGCCUCGCCGCAAGCAGAGCCCCGACAACAUCUCCAUCAAGUCCUCGGACAGUAACAUGUCUAGCACCAGCGACGUGUCAGCCAUUACUCAAGCCAGCACGGCCAGUGCUUUCUCCACGCAGUCGGAGCGGCGGCCGACCAGAAAACUCAGGUCAUAUACGAUGCAUCUGGACUGUCCGCCAAGCCGAAGAGAAAGUGCCUUUGCCGAGAAAUUGCAAGCAACUGCCCCCGUCAAGAAGCCGCUGAACCGCAGCAACAGCAGCGCCGACAUGUACACGUACGACCGGAACGAGGGCAGCAUAUCAGACUCGGCGGCCGACGUGAACAUCCAGGAGGGCAAGAAGCGCCGGGCCAGCAUCGGAUACAAGAUGGCGUCGCUAGUGGGUCUUUCCAAGAAGAGUAAUAGUACAUCCAAUCUAGCAGGCAAGAAGCCACGGAGUAGUAUAGUACGUAGCGAGGAGGUUGGCCUAGCUGCCGAGAUGAGGAAUCGUCUACAGAAGCAAGCUAGCCGCGAGAGCACAGACGGCAGUGUCUGCAGCUUCAGUAGCGACAGCUCAAGCCAACUCUGGCUACCGGGUAACUUCCGCAUGGGCCCCGAGGGCCAGUUUGACGGCUUCCUGGAGGGGCUAGGCCCUGCCCAGCUGGUGGGUCGGCAGGUCCUGGGCUCCCCUUGCCUAGGGGACAUCCAGAUCGGUCUGGAGGACAAAAGGGGCAAGCUGGAGGUGGAGAUUAUCAGGGCUAGGGGGCUGAUGUCCAAGUCAAUCUCUAAGAUGCUUCCUGCUCCCUAUGUCAAGGUCUACCUAAUGGAAGGCAAGCGUUGCGUGGGCAAGAAGAAGACUAAGAUAGCUCGCCGGACCCUGGACCCACUCUACCAACAGGUGCUACAGUUUGAGGAGGACUACCACAACAAAAUACUCCAGAUCACGGUGUGGGCGGACUACGGCCGCAUGGAGCGUAAGGUCUUCAUGGGUGUCGCCCAGAUCAUGCUAGAUGACCUGGACCUGUCCCAUCCCAGUAUAGGCUACUACAAGCUCUUCAACACCUCCUCAAUAUCGGAACUGCACGGCCACCGAGCGUCCAUAUCGUCACUAGAGGGCUCCAUGACUUCCCUGGCUAGUGCUAAAUAACCCCUGAUUCCUUCUUCCCCUCUCCCCCCCCCCUCCCCCAACAAAAAGAUAAACCCAAAAGGAGUCGUUAAUAGUCAAAAGAAGGUGCACUCUGAACGUCCCUUUCUCUUGCAAACGCUUUACUCGCAAACGCUUUACGAUGACCAUUUUGUGUUUUGUAACGAGAAGAUAAAAAUCUGUGAUUUCAUUGGUUACAACCAAGUUUCACAGCCCCCCCCCCCUCCACUCGAACACGCCAUGAGGACUGUUUCAGUAUUGUCUUAAGAGGGCACCCUGAGGUGCCUUCCUCAUACUAACUUGAGCAGGGUCCGAAGCGCUUGUCUGAAGCCAUUGUCCAGGUCUUCGCUUCGUGGGAACAAACCGGCGAUAGGCAAAACCGUAGCUCCGGAAGCCUGUUUCGGACACGCAGCCUAACCUCCAAAACCCUACUGGACAGUUUUUUGUCACUAGAGGGCUGUUCUGUGAUGUCCGAGUACAAAUCCAAAAGACUGCAACUUCAUCAUCACUAGAGGGCCUCCUAGCCUAAUCCCAAACCCUGCCUUUUACAAAUGUCCACACUAGGAAUCAGAACUCUUGGAAGCCCAACUUUGCCAUGUUCCACUUGUUGGAGGAUGCCACUGGUGAUCAUAUACACUUCUAUCAUCUCUGAGCACACUCGACUGAGGGCGCCCUUUGCACCCGCAGCAAACUUACCACUCAUUUGCAGUUGCAUUGAAAUU
This is a messenger RNA of Patiria miniata (bat star), 6834 nucleotides long. Its product is annotated as regulating synaptic membrane exocytosis protein 2-like. NCBI's taxonomy places the organism in Eukaryota, Metazoa, Echinodermata, Asteroidea, Valvatida, Asterinidae. Gene Ontology annotation, molecular function: transmembrane transporter binding; small GTPase binding. Gene Ontology annotation, cellular component: cytoskeleton of presynaptic active zone; presynaptic membrane. The transcript is spliced from 21 exons. Gene Ontology annotation, biological process: calcium ion-regulated exocytosis of neurotransmitter; regulation of synaptic plasticity; intracellular protein transport. The coding region runs from base 296 to 6115 and encodes 1939 amino acids. The record is from RefSeq and is a predicted model, not a curated record.